Mauremys mutica (yellowpond turtle) is the source of this 2796-nucleotide messenger RNA. Its product is annotated as von Willebrand factor A domain-containing protein 5A-like. The record is from RefSeq and is a predicted model, not a curated record. Lineage: Eukaryota; Metazoa; Chordata; Testudines; Geoemydidae. The transcript has 18 exons. Bases 85 to 2472 code for a protein of 795 amino acids.
CGCACGGAUACUUUCCCAUCCAGCCUGACUCAAGGCUUCGCUGCUCAGAGACCGAGAAAGAAGAUCCUUGACCCUGGAGCCGAGAUGGAGCUGGUGAGGAGGCUGCAGCUCCGCAAGGAGCCGGUGCCCCUGCGCAGCAGCUCGGUGUCGGUGUUGAUCCGAGGCUUUGUGGCUGACGUGGGCUGCGAGCUGCUCUACAGGAACGAGGAGCUGGGGCCCCUGGAGGUUGUGUUCAAGUUCCCCGUGGACGCUGAGGCAGCUGUCUACGCCUUCGAGGCCCGGCUGGGGGGGGCCUGCAUCCAGGCCCAGCUCCAUGAGAAGAAACAGGCGCAGGAGCUGUACGGGGACACUCUGGCCGGGGGGCAGAGCUCGUUCCUGUUGCAGCAGGAGGGGGCCGGGGGCGACGUCUUCAGCUGCUCCCUGGGGAAUCUGCCCCCCGGGGAGGAGGCGGUGCUGACCCUGCGCUACGUCUGCGAGCUGCCGCUGGAGCCUGACGGGGCUGCCCGCUACGUGCUGCCGACCGUGCUGCGUCCCCGCUACACACCCCACGGGUGGCAUGGGGAGGAUGUCACCCAGGGGGUCCCGCGGGUCCCCCAGCGGGAGCUGCCCUACACCCUGAGCCUGAGCGCCACGCUGCAGUCGCCCCACAGCAUCAACCGCGUGCUCUCCAACUGCCCCCUCACUCCCUUGAGCUAUACGGCCGGGAACCGAACCACUGCCCAGGUGUCACUGGCCCAGGCCCCCCCGUGGGACCGGGACGUGGAGCUGCUGGUGUAUUAUGCGGAGCCACACAAACCCAGCGCGGUGCUGGAGGCCGGACUGCCUGGAGCAGGCUCCCUGAUGGGCGACCCGGCCGUGAUGGUGACCCUGCUGCCCAGCGUGCCCGAGGCUGUGCUGGCCCAGAGCCGGGCCGGGGAGUUCAUCCUCCUGCUGGACCGCUCCAGCAGCAUGACAUGCCCCAUGGACAGCAGAGACCUCUUCCCCCAACGCAUCGACAGCGCCAAGGAGUCCCUGAUCCUGCUGUUGAAGAGUUUGCCCCUGGGCUGUUAUUUCAACGUCUAUGGCUUUGGGACUGAGUUUGAGUCCUUCUACCCGCAGACCGUGGAAUAUACCCAGCAGACCAUGGCCGAGUCCCUGCAGCGCAUCCAGCUGCUCCAGGCUGACCUGGGGGGCACCAGAAUCUUGGAGCCACUACGAGCCAUUUACCGCAGCCCCUGCCGGGACGGGCACCCACGCCAGCUGUUUGUGUUUACGGAUGGGGAGGUAGAGAACACCCAGGAUGUCAUCACAGAGGUGUGGCGUAACCGGGGGACCCACAGGUGCUUCUCCUUCGGCAUCGGGGACGGGGUUUCCACAGCUCUGAUCAAAGGCAUCGCCCGGGCAGCAGGGGGCAGCGCCGAGUUCAUCACCGGCCAGGACCGCAUGCAGCCCAAGGUGCUGCAGUCUCUGAAGCGGGCUCUGCUGCCGGCGGUGACCGGGAUCUCACUGAGCUGGGAUCUGCCCCCUGGGAUGCAGGCACAGCUGCUGCACCGGUGCCCCGAGGUGAUCUUCCCUGGGCAGCGGUGCCUUGUCUAUGCUCAGCUCCGUGGGCAGCCACAGCCCCCAGACACUUCCAUGGCGGGCGUCACCCUACAGUAUGGCAUCCAGGACCAGACCUACAAGGAGACACUGCAGUUCUCCCUGCAGCCACAGGAUGGAGACAGGCUGCCUGUUCACCGGCUGGCAGCCAAGUCGCUGCUGCUGGAGCUGGAGGGGGCCGUGGGCGCUGGGUCGGAGGGGGCCCAGCACCGGGCACUGGAGGCCAGUCUGAGCUCGGGGGUUAUCUGCUCCCUCACGGCCUACGUAGGGGUGGACACGCAGCGGGGACAGCCGGUGCAGGGGCCACUGGUGAGACAGGACGUCCCACUGACAGAUUUCAUCAGGGAAUAUGUGGAGAUGAGAGACUGCAUCUCGAUAAGGGAGAUCCAAAUAGACCGUGUCUGUGAGCGUCCAGCGAGCAGAGCGCGCCUAGACGAACCGAACUACCGCAGCGUCUUCGGGGGCCUGUCCCGUGACUUGUGGCAGUGGUACUCACGUGCUGCACGCAAGUGCCUGCAGCUCUCGAAGUCCAGCACCAGCCAUCUCCCUCAGCGGAUGCCGGAGGAGUCUCCCUUGCUGAGGCUGGUGUCUCUGCAAAAUGCCGAUGGCUCGUGGGACCUGGACCCCCAACUGGCUGCCGUGCUGGGGGUGAGCGAGACCGAUGCCAGAAAGAGGAUACCUAGUGAGGACGUGACCCCCAGUAUCUGGGCCACGGUGCUAGCCGUGGUCUGGCUGCACGACCGGGCCGUGGGGCAGCGCGACGAAUGGGAGCUCCUGGAGGCCAAGGCUGUGGGUUGGGUGCGGGACCGAGCAGGGGCCCAGCUGAGCGAGUGCCUGAAAGCCGCCAACGCCCUGCUGGGCUGCAGCGUUGGCCCUGCUGUCUUCGGGCUCUGAGCCCCCCUGGGAUCCCUGUACCUGCGCCCCAAACUAUCCUGGGCAUUCAACUGGGAGCCCCAAGAGCCAACAGGGGGGGCAGAGGUGGCUGCGCUGACCUUGCCCUGCAUGAGCCAUCCAGUGUAAACCUAGUCCCAUCUCUGCGGAGUUCAGCUAUUGCGCAGACAGACAGACCAACAGGAUCUUUGCUUGUCCAAACGCGACCUCAUUUUGUCAUAAUGGCAGAUUUCUCUUCGAUGGACAAUCCUGAACGCAAACAGGAGUGCAGUGAUUCGCGUAGUUCUUCAUUUCCUCUCUGUCUAGGUCCGGACUAGAGCUGGUUAG